Sciurus carolinensis (gray squirrel) is the source of this 4307-nucleotide messenger RNA. RefSeq names its product E2F transcription factor 2 (gene E2f2). Lineage: Eukaryota; Metazoa; Chordata; Mammalia; Rodentia; Sciuridae. Gene Ontology annotation, cellular component: RNA polymerase II transcription regulator complex. Gene Ontology annotation, molecular function: protein dimerization activity; DNA-binding transcription factor activity, RNA polymerase II-specific; RNA polymerase II cis-regulatory region sequence-specific DNA binding. The transcript has 7 exons. The coding region runs from base 427 to 1728 and encodes 433 amino acids. Gene Ontology annotation, biological process: regulation of transcription by RNA polymerase II. The record is from RefSeq and is a predicted model, not a curated record.
GAGAAAGGCUUGGGGACCGGAGAGCUAGCCGGGAGCGAGCCGGGCUGUCAGGGACCCCUGCCGCGUCCGAGCACGCCGCGUCUCUGCCCAGCCCGCAGGCGCCCGAGGCUUCUGCCCAGAGCCGGCCGGACCCCAAGCGCCCCAAGGCCUUCGGAUCGCGGGGCAGUCCCGGGAGGCGGCCGCCCUCGGGGCGGGACAGCUCCUGGCAGUGCCACCGCCGCCAGGCGGUCUCCAAGCCGCGAUCUCCAAGCGCUGCUCGGCCUUAGGCCAGGAAGGGAGGGUCCGGCCUUGCCGGGUAGACGUCCAUUGGCGGCUUCCCCCGGCCUCCGCGCCAUGCCGCCGGCUGUGUGAGUCGCUGCAGGCUCCGGAGCCCGCAGGUGCCCGCGGGCGCGCCAGAGCCGUUGGGUAGGGGGCGCCACACUCGCCAUGCUACGCGGACCCCGCGCCCUGGCUCCGGCCGCUGCGCAGCCCCCAAAGGGGGUGACUUCUUUGAGCCCCACCGAGCUGUGGCCACCCGGCCUCAGUAGCCCCCAGCUCUGCCGGGCCACCACCUACUACACCUCGCUGUACCCGCAGACGGUGCCUCCUGCCGCGGCAUCUAGCACCUGCCUCGACGCCACUCCCCACGGACCGGAGGGUCAAGUUGUGCGAUGCUCGCCGGCAGGCCGGCUGCCGGCCAAAAGGAAGCUGGACCUGGAGGGCAUCGGGAAGCCAGUGGUCCCGGAAUUCCGGACUCCCAAGGGGAAGUGCAUUCGAGUGGAUGGCCUCCCCAGCCCCAAGACCCCCAAAUCCCCCGGGGAGAAGACUCGGUAUGACACAUCGCUGGGGCUUCUCACGAAGAAGUUCAUUUACCUCCUGAGCGAGUCGGAGGAUGGGGUCCUGGACCUGAACUGGGCUGCCGAGGUGCUGGAUGUGCAGAAGCGGCGCAUCUACGACAUCACCAACGUGCUGGAGGGCAUCCAGCUCAUCCGCAAGAAGGCCAAGAACAACAUCCAGUGGGUAGGCAGGGGACUGUUCGAAGACCCCACUCGGCCUGCAAAGCAGCAGCAGCUUGGGCAGGAGCUGAAGGAGCUGAUGAGCAAGGAGCAGGCUUUGGACCAGCUCAUCCAGAGCUGCUCCCUGAGCUUCAAGCACCUGACUGAGGAUAAAGCCAACAAGAGACUGGCCUAUGUGACCUACCAGGACAUCCGAGCUGUUGGCAGUUUUAAGGAGCAGACGGUGAUCGCCGUCAAGGCCCCUCCACAGACGCGACUGGAAGUGCCUGACCGGGCGGAGGAGAACCUGCAGAUCUAUCUGAAGAGCACCCAGGGGCCCAUUGAAGUCUACCUGUGCCCGGAGGAGGUGCAGGAGCUGGACAGUCCUGCCAAGGAGCCCCUCCCCUGCCCCUCCACCCUCAGCCCCAGCCCUGACUGCGCCCAGCCCAGCAGCAGCACCGGCCCUGCAGUUCCGGAGCCUGAGGCACCCUCAGAACCGGUGCUGACUCUGCCACAGGGGCCACCGCCACCAUCCCUCGUCCCCUUGGAGGCCACCGACAGCAUGCUGGAGCUGCCGCACCCACUUCUGCAGCAGACCGAGGACCAGCUCCUGUCCCCGACCCUGGCGUGCAGCCCCCUGAUCAGCUUCUCUCCGCCCUUGGACCAGGAGGACUACCUGUGGGGCUUGGAUGGGGGUGAGGGCAUCAGCGAUCUCUUCGACUCCUACGACCUUGGGGACCUGCUGAUUAAUUGAGGGGCCCCAGCAGACCACCCCUCUCUACCUCCUCACAGACAGACUGACAGGUCUGCCACCCUCAGGGUGUGAGUCUCCUCCCUUCUCACCUCCCUGCCAGCAGGAGCUGGUGAGGAGGAUGGGGUUGGGCCUGUCCCUCCUCUCCUGACCUCUGACCUCUCACGUGAAGGACCACAGGUCUAAAUUACUAGGUUCAGGGAAAGGCCCUGCCUCCUUUUGAGGGGUUAUGAGGACCCUUGAUAUUUCAAGAAGCACUUAAUGCCCUUGUAUUUAUUUCAGGUUAAGUUUUGUUUGUUUGUUCUUCCUGAGUUUUAGCAGGGAUUGUUCUAGUUUCUAGCAAGGCUUCUCCUCAGACAGGCCCAUUCCCGCCCAGUGUCCAGGGGUGGGCCUUCCAGGGGCCUAGACCAACUCCUGGCUGUCCCCACAGUGGUGGGCAUGGCCUCUGAGGAGCUGUCCAGUUUGCCAGAAAGCUCGUUGCACUUAGGCCUCGUGAUUCUAGUCAGUGCCAGCCCUCGGCCUCUCUCCACCUGAGGUGUCAGCCUGGGGUUCCCGGUCUUCAUCUCAGAGGAGGUUCUGGUCGCCAUCUUGGGGCAGGCAGCUCUGUGGCUCCUGUGGAAAUAGGAGCAGCCAGUCCAGGAGACCCCUUCCUUAGGGAAUCCUUACCUGGUCAUCACCUUAGAAUGUAAAAGUGAUCUUCCAGGGAAGCAGCAGGGAAGAGCUCCAGAGGAAAGCCGGCAGGACUGGAGUGGCCACCCUGGCAGACACCUUUCCUCAGUCGCGUGUCCAGGGAGGCAGAGGCAGGACCACGGGAGGUGGGCUGAGGGCAGGGCCCUGCAGGAAGCAUGGCCCGAGGCUGCGCUGCCCUCCCCGCUCCCUGAAGGGGUCUUCACUGGAGACUGGGCUGUGGCAGUUAGUGGGACAGGCGUGUGUCACCCCUUCAGGUGAGGGGCCCAGGAGGUCUUUUGCCUCGCCCCCUCCCCCAGGGGCCUGACCAUCCACAGUGUCCCUUGGCCCUCCCACCCAGCCUCCCGGGAUGGGGGUGCUCGGGCUGAACGGAGGCUGGCCCUCUGGAGAGAGGUGCCGGGGUGCUGGCGAAAGGCCCCCACCCACCCUCAGGGAGCUGCGCUCCUCAGGGGCUCAGCCGGGCAGCACUUUUCUUUCUUUUGAAGUUUGUAGCAUUAAGUUGAUUUAAAAUAUGAAGUUGGCAUCGUCGGGUUGCUUCUGAGUGGCCGGCUGGCCUGUGAAGUUGGGGGAGCUUGAGGGAGGGGCCUGGUGUGAGCUGACGUCCAGCUGGGACAGCUGGGGUUGGCUGGGCCUCCUCCCCGGCGUGGCCAGCGCUCGCGACGCCCCUCUCUCAAUUCGGAUGCUUUGUAGAAAUGUCUGGUCUCCACUCCGCAAACCUCCCAGGGGUUUCCCCAGAAGCCCACCUGGAAGCCAGGCUGGGCGUGGCUUCGGCCCCUGGGUGGGGGUGGGAUCUGGUUUGGGGCGGGCAGGGCUGGAGGUGAUGUUGCUGUCCCGAGGUCUCUGCUGGGCUGCCCCUCAGCCACGCGCCAGCGCUGAGGACAGACGCUUGGCCUCCGUGCCUCGGGCCCUUCUGGAGUGUUCUUCCAGAAUCAAAUUGCAGAAAAGGGAGAAGAGGCCCGUGGGACCAUCUGGGAAGAGUUGAUGCUGAAGUGUAGCCAGACCGCAAGCUCCGUCCCCACAGGGCCGGACAGGGGGCCUUCCUGGGCGCCCGCGUCACACCCUGCCCGCAGGUUGAGGGGUCAGGCCUCUUUCUUGCCAGUAACAGUUGAAACCCCCGGAUCCUAGAGCGCUUUGAGAACGCCAUUUGGAGUGUUGAUUUCCUUCAGGGCCACGUGAACUUUAAAACCGGGGCAAGAGAAAAGCCAGUGUCUUUCUGAAGUAGAUGAUGUGUGCCAGGAAAUUUCUCAGCCCCACCAGCAGCCCCCAAGUCACUCAUGUCCCCAGGGAUAUCCAAGGCGCGGGACCCCAGGGAACUGAAUAGCAUUAACUAUUUAGUGGACUUGAAGGUUCAGAGAUUCCCUGACACCACCCGAGGCGUCCCGACGCCCCCUCCACAGCAAGGCGUCCGCCGAGGCUGCAGGAGGGCGGGAGAUGACCAGGGCAGUCCCGCUGUCCCUCCCCGCCUGCAGUGUCCUCAGCCCCCGUUCUGCAGUGGCCAGCGUGUAGUGAGUCAGGGUGCCCUGGCACCCUGUGUCGUGUGGCUUGGCGCAUUUGAAGUGAAAGCUUUGAAGUUGUUUGGAAAUGUCUUCCCUGUUCUUGUCGUUGUAUCCCGAGGUCCCCCCCGCCCCCUGCCGCCCCCGUUCUCCCACAAGGACCCUCAGUGACCAGGACGGCCACCAGCCCAGCUAACCUACCGGCUCCUGCGAGACGUGAAAAAGCCUUGCAGCUGUUGUUUGUCUUGAGGGUGAACCGGCUGGAGGGAACUUGGUCCCUGUGCCUGGGACUCCAUGCGGGUCACUUCCCUCUAGGCCGGGCUCCCUGGGUGGGCCCUGAUGAGCGCGGCGGAUCCUCCUUGUCUUGGGAUGUUCGGGCAUUAAAGCACAGCAGCCUGGGGA